UACCCGGAGAAAAUCUAGUGCUUUCUAGAAUGGUGAAAAAAAAGGGGCUCCCACUAGGGGGGCGGGUUGACAAGCCGUGACGUCGCGGUCAGCUGCGGAAGGUUCCAGAGGGUUGUAUCUCUUCAUUCAUCGUUCUUGCCUUGAGACGGGAUCGCCUUGUGCGCCAUGGAUUGUGCCCUGUUGGAGCUCCAGAAAGAUCUUGAAGAAGUGAAGCAGCUGCUGGAGAAGGCCACCAGGAAGAGAGUGCGGGAUGUGUUGUUUGUGGAGCAACGAAAACUAGAGACGGAAAUUUCCAACAGGCAACAGCAGCAGGCGGGAGAGUCCACAGACGUCCAGAAACCGUCCGCCAUGGUCCCUCCCAUGGCCAGCGCUUACACCGUGAAAAUCAACAAUUAUGGGUGGGAUCAGUCUGACAAGUUUGUGAAAAUCUACAUAACUUUGAAUGGCGUUCAGAAUAUUCCUGCCGAUAAUGUACAAAUCCAGUUCACCGAACGAUCGUUUGACUUAUUAGUGAAGGAUCUAAAUGGCAAGAAUCACGCCAUGACUGUGAACAACCUCCUGAAGCCCAUCUCCCCUGACAGCAGUUAUAGAAAAGUUAAGACUGACACGGUGCUCAUCAUGUUGAAAAAGAGGUCUGAAAGUAAAUGGGACUAUUUGACGCAGGUUGAGAAGCAAACAAAGGAGAAAGACAAACCUUCCUUGGAAACAGACACAGAUGGAGACCCCAGUGCUGGUCUGAUGAAUGUUCUGAAGAAAAUUUAUGAUGAAGGAGAUGAUGAGAUGAAGAGAACGCUGAAUAAAGCCUGGGCGGAAUCUCGAGAGAAACAGCUAAAGGGUGAUACGGAUUUCUGAAGGGAGCUGCGUUCCUGUCCCCCUUCGCCUUAAAUCCAUUGUACAGGGACCAGCCUUACAUUACCUGCAGUAGAGUUGAUCUCUACAGUGUCCAUUGUUUACAAUCCGAUUACUUCCCAGCAUGCACUGUGCUGUUUCUACAGCCCCUGAUUGGACUGAGACCAAAACACAAACACGUCAGAGCCCUGGCCUCCAUAUUUCUAACUGUAAUAGAUCUUUCUUCUUGGAAUCUGAUUGCAGAUAUUUUGUCUGGAAUUUUAUUUGGAAAUCUUUGUAAAUGUCGUUUUGUUGUAUAAUAAAUUCUGCCAAAUACGUUUUGUUUUGGA
Hyla sarda is the source of this 1178-nucleotide messenger RNA. It is a transcript of the gene CACYBP, whose product is annotated as calcyclin binding protein. Gene Ontology annotation, molecular function: tubulin binding; ubiquitin protein ligase binding; S100 protein binding. The record is from RefSeq and is a predicted model, not a curated record. Bases 166 to 852 code for a protein of 228 amino acids. The transcript is spliced from 6 exons. Gene Ontology annotation, cellular component: nucleus. Gene Ontology annotation, biological process: heart development. Lineage: Eukaryota; Metazoa; Chordata; Amphibia; Anura; Hylidae.